Striga asiatica is the source of this 450-nucleotide messenger RNA. The record is from the annotation of a GenBank genome assembly. NCBI's taxonomy places the organism in Eukaryota, Viridiplantae, Streptophyta, Magnoliopsida, Lamiales, Orobanchaceae.
AUGGAAAUGAUAGAAAUUGAUCAGAAGGAGCUGAAGAAGGGUAUAUUGAGGAAAGAUUGGAUAAGAAGUGCUUCAGACCAUAAUGUCAUUUUGAUAGACAUAGAUAAGGAAUUGGUGGACAAAAAGAAGAGAUUUAUGUUUGAUAGUCGAUGGAUUAAAAUGGAAGCAGUGGAACUUGCAGUAACAGAAGGCUGGAAAGUGGAUAGGGAUGGGACUCCCAUGUAUCAGGUGCAGCAGAGACUAAAACGCACUAGGAUGUCUUUAUUAGCAUGGAGUAAGCCGGUGAGAGAUCUGAUGUGUGAUGGUGGAAAAAGGUGGGAUGACAGAUUGGUUAGAGCUCUAUUCAAACAGGAUGAUGCUGAUGAGAUUUUGAAGAUUAAGGGUUUAAAUCCAUUGACUGAUGAUUUGUGGAUUGUUCUUUUGCCAAGAAAGGAAUUUUCAGUGUCAAGG